Messenger RNA from Schistocerca serialis cubense, 468 nucleotides. RefSeq lists its product as uncharacterized. The record is from RefSeq and is a predicted model, not a curated record. The coding region runs from base 1 to 468 and encodes 155 amino acids. The transcript has a single exon. NCBI's taxonomy places the organism in Eukaryota, Metazoa, Arthropoda, Insecta, Orthoptera, Acrididae.
AUGAGACAGCAGACAGCAGACACCUCGUCUCCUGCUACACUCUCAGCAGAUAUCGGUCUCAUUGCCCAACAACAUUCAGCCUCCAACCCUGUGCCUUCAACUGCAGUUGCACCUGUAACUGCAGCGACAGUGAUGUCUACACCGAUACACAUGCAGACGAUGCCUGCUGCAGUAACUUCUGCUAUGCCAGAGAGGGAUCGUCUACCCUUCCGUGAACCUGCACAGGCUACUAAACUCUCAGUCGAUCCUCUUACAGGUGGAGGAGCAUCAUUAUCACGGGAACCAGAAACUGCACAAGAGCCUGCAGGUCCUGACCAGUCACUCCCUGUGCCUUCUGAGCCAAGGCAGCCAGUGCCUAUGGCACCCAGCGGAGGCCAGAAUCGUCCACGUUCCACGUCAUACGUAUGUAUGAGUGAUCAUGAGAGACUGAUGCAACAUCUAGGCCUAACUUCUCUGAAUUACAAUUGA